AUGUCCUCAACAACAACAAAUUCACAGCAUCUUGCUGCUAUCAUUCCUGAUAAGGGUGGUCCUUUUAAGUUGGUUCACAGGCCUACCCCAACUCCCGGUCCCAAGGAACUUCUCAUAGAGGUUUACUCAAUUGCGUGUAACCCAAUCGACCAUUAUAUGCGCGACCAUGGAUUGUUUUGUGCUACCUACCCCGCAAUUCCCGGAUCCGAUAUUUCUGGCAUCGUUGUUGCUGCCGGCCAAUCUGUGCCAGCUGCGGCACCGAAAGUGGGAACACGAGUGACCGCUUUUGCACCCGCAUUCUUCACACAAGGCGAUCCAAAUCAUGGAGCAUUUCAGAAGAAAGUUCUUGUGCCAGCUUCAAGUGUAUGUCCGUUGCCUGACAGAAUGAGCUUCAACGAGGGAGCAAUUCUUCCCAUGGCUGUGCAAACUGCGAUGGCUGCUUGGUAUUCUGUUGGUUUGGCGCGUGAUACAAAAUUCACACCUUCAGACAAGAAAGGAGCUUUGGUAUGGGGUGGAAGCAGCAGCGUUGGAGGAGCGGGUGUACAGCAAGCCGCGAACAUGGGAUAUGUGGUAUACGCAACUGCUAGCCCACACAAUCAUGAGUAUGUCAAGAAACUCGGUGCCUCGAAAGUGUUUGAUUACAAAGACAGUGCUGUCGUAGAGAAAGUUGUGGAGUCUGCAAAAGAAGAUGGGAUUACAAUUGAUUUGGCAUAUGAUGCUGCUGGUGCACUGCAACCCAUCUUGGACAUCCUGAAAGCUACGAAGGGUGACAAUGUCGCCAAUUUGGCAUCAGCAAUACGAUUGAAUCCCCAACCCCCAGCUGUGGAGGGAAUGAAUAUCAAAUUUGUGGCUGCACCAACAGAUGAUGCCGAAAGGGAUGAAUGGUCACAAUGGCUCUAUUGGACUUGGCUAAAGGAGAAACUGCAAACGGGAGAGUUUGUACCAAGCCCUAGUAUCAAAGUAGUAGAUGGGGGAUUGGAAUCCGCAAACAAAGCAUUGGACGAGCUGAAAGGAGGAGUCAGUGGCGUGAAAUUAGUGUUGGAAGUAUAA
Molecule: messenger RNA, 1050 nt
Organism: Botrytis porri
Lineage: Eukaryota; Fungi; Ascomycota; Leotiomycetes; Helotiales; Sclerotiniaceae
Exons: 1
Coding region: 1-1050 (349 amino acids)
Molecular function (GO): oxidoreductase activity, acting on NAD(P)H
Source: RefSeq, a predicted model, not a curated record